UUUGCUUGUAGGCUAGUAGUUCCCUGCUUUAGACGAGCAAGCUUUGCUUCACGAUACCUCUUUAACAGGGAACAAACGGAUGACGCGUCUAAGGCCUUACUCUCGGCUAAGGGGAAAACAAGCGCUAAGAACCGAAACGAAAGCGAAAUUACAGCGCACUCAACGGCUGGUCGACAGCUUCAGUCGCAGGCGGCGUUUAGCGAUCGGCUAAGGAGGAACGGAAUGGCCGAGUACCCUUACCUGCUGAACGUGGAGGCCGACUGGCCAAACGUACCGGCCAAAACGAUAACAGCUAAACUUCAGAUUUACUUUCAAAGUAAAAAGAGGUCCCACGGCGGAGACUGCGUCGUACGCUAUUCUGAUCAAAGCAGGACUGCUGCUGUCCAUUUCAAAGCACCAGAGCACCGACUUAAUGUUCUUGCUAAGGGAGAUCACACGGUAACCAUUAAUGAUCAGGAACUGAUACUGGUGGUUCGCGAACCCACUGAUACGGAGAAUCGAACCGAAAACACCAUUAAGUCGAUUAAAGCAGGAAUUCAAGUGACACAUGAUGUUGUUCAGCCAGGUGAGAAAGCGUUUGCCUCGGUCAAAGUACAGCCAUGCUUUGGUCUUGAAGAGAACCAGAGCACCCCCGGAACUGAGGCACUGCCCACGGGCAGAUUGGAGGACCUUCCACAGUCCGCUGCUGUGGUUCUCGAGAAAAUUCCGCGCAACCUUUCCAGGGAAAUUGUUGUGCUUUUGGUGGAGAAUAUAAGUGGCCUUUCUGAAGAGGAAUUCCUACUGGAGUUAAUUUUUGAAUCAAACACUGCUGUUGUGACUUUCAAUGGCCCCACUGUUGCAGAAAAGUUCCUUAUGGAGAGCAGGGCCAAUAAAAAAUUCCAAGAUUACGGUCUUAAGGGUCGGGCCCUAGAAAACAGUAAAAGCAUUAAAGUGGAAAACCUAACUGCACAGUCUAACAACAAACAUCUGCUAGAACUUUACUUUGAACGAUGGGGUGGAGAUGUGGCAAGAGUCGACACAAUGCCGGAGGAGAACGCUGCUAUUGUCACCUUUCAGAAUCCAGAAGCUGUAGAAAAAGUGCUGAAGAAAGAACACCAUAUUGGCAACACUCCAGUCACUGUGUACCCAUAUUUUGAAUCUUUGGGUUUGGCCUUGUAUGGCAAACAUAGACCAACAUGGACUCUACCGAAGCCUUUCACAGAGAAGCUCCACCCUUCCAUCAGGCUGUUUCUUCAGCAGACGGGGCAGGUGUCCUCUGUCUGUGAUCAGAUGGCCUCACAAUUCUGCCGGGUGAACAUGGACAGUGACGAAGUCCUGUUCAGCCCACUUCCUGGCCUGCUCAGACAGAAGGACCUAACCAAGAAACACAUAGUAUCCUGGAGGCAAAACACCGAGGGCUACUUCAGAGUCCUAAUCUCCAACUAUGCUGUUUUUGAGCACGCAGUGAUUCCCUCUCUGUGGGCCACCGUGGAGAAAGACAUCCGUUCCGUAGUGAAAGAUAAAGCAACCCUCAGCAUGGAUGUCUCCACAGGAGUCCUAACGUUGGCAGGGAUGCAGCAGGACGUUAAGCUACUGAAGCCAAUUUUGGAGGAUUUUUUAAGGAACGCAUCGAGCCAGAUAGAGAGAGACAAAAAUAGCACCUCGGACAGCAUGGAGAUGUCCCAGGCCAUGUACUUACUGCUUAUGCAGGAGGGGCUGAAAACCAGCAAUGCAGCUAAAUAUCCAGACCUGAAACUCGUCUAUAAGAAGGACACCAGUCAGUUAAUGUUCCUUGGUCUUCGUAUGGAAAUUGUUGAUGUCAAAAACUGGAUACUUGAGAGGCAACUAAAGGUAGAACAAAAGGCUCUGCAAAUCAACCCUUCAUUGCUAGAAUUCUUGAGAUCGGUUAACUGUGAAGUGAUGUCACAAGAUCUGUUCACAUCCAAGGGAAUUAGCGCUCUCUAUAACGUUGAAAAGGAGGAUAUUGUAUUGAUUGCGAGCUCAGACAGAGUGCUUACUGAGGCUGAGAAGAGACUUGAGACAGUGCUGGCAUUUCAUAGUCUCCACAUAGAGGACCUCAGUCUGAUGAAUAAUCCAGAAUUGUCUACUCUCAUUGAUCAGCUCUGUGAUACUUACAAUUUAUCCAGGAAGAAAACUGUGCUUAUAAAACCCUCUAAACAACAGAACAAACUUAUUGUUUCUGGCUUUAAGGAACCGGUCACAGAGGUCACCAAGACAUUGGAGAGAUUCAUUGAUAGUCACUCAAGGACUGAAGAAGCCAUUCGUGUGAAGUCAAAUGCUGUAGUGAAAUUUAUAAAAGAGAAGAAGUUACAAUCCUGGAAGAAUAUUGUAAAUGUGAAAGUAGAUUUUGAUCUAAAAAGACCCUUGAUCCAAGUUUCUGGAGAGCGCAAAGAUGUCCAUCUGGCCAUGCAGGUUUUUCAGAAAAUUGCAGAUACUCUUCAUACUGAUAAGAUGAUCAUUCAAAAAGCAGGCGCCAAAAAAUACUUCCAGGAGCAGGGCAGUAUGUUCUUGAUGAUGAUAAAGGAACGUAGAUUUGUGAUCGUCCUGGAGGAAAGCUACACGAUGGACGAGAAUGAAGAUGAUUAUGAUAAUAGUGGAACAGAAGACUUCGGGCAGAUGUCCUGUGAGAUUCAGUUCCCUGGUGGGGCCGUCAUCACAGUCAGGAAGGCCAAUAUCUGUCAGUUCAAAGUGGAUGCUGUGGUCAAUGCCGCCAACGAGGACCUGAAGCACAUCGGUGGGGUAGCACUGGCACUACUGAGAACUGCUGGUCCAUGUUUACAAGAAUACAGUGACCAGUAUGUGGCUGCACAUGGGCCUCUGUCCCCUGGGAGUGCCGUCACCACUGAGGGAGGACGUCUGCCGUGCAAAUACGUGGUGCACACUGUAGGCCCCCGUUACUCUGACACAGACAAGAUUACGGCUGUGAAGCGCCUGAGAUGGGCUGUGAGGGGAAGCCUGAACCAAGCCGCGCAGAAGCGCUGCUCCUCCAUUGCCAUCCCGGUCAUCAGCUCAGGGGUGUUCGGCUUUCCUCUAGAACUCUGCACAGAGACGAUCGCCAAGGAGUUGCGGGCCUACGUUGAAGAUCAGAGACGUCAAGGUGGCUUGAUGCCACUGAGGGAGAUUCACAUGGUGGACAAUAAUUCCAGCACUGUAAAUGCCAUGGCUCAGGCUGUUAGGAAGGAGUUUGCAGACUUCAAACCCAAAAUGACCUUUCCACAGCAAAUUGGAUCUCAUAGGCGUGGCAAUCAUAGCCGAGGCCGCCGAGGUCACCGAGGUCACAGAGGUCAAGUUUAUCAUGGUGGUCAAGGUAACCAAGAAAGCAGUUAUCGUGGUCACCAUGCACGUGGACAUGGACACAGAGAUUUUGGGUCAGCGGUUGAUGAUCCACGUGUUUAUAGGGCUACUGAAUCUGUGCCACUUGAACAUGAAAUGCAGUCCAGCAGGCAAUACUCAAAUCCACAGUCUGGGAAUUUGGAUAGGUCAGGCUUGCUUGAAACGCAAUGCACACCAGAGGGAAUCAAAAUCAUUCUACGAAAAGGGAAUAUCCAGGAUGCACUUUCUGAUGUGAUUGUCAACACCAUCUCAGAAGACCUGGAUCUCAGUAAAGGAGCAGUCUCCAAAGCUCUUCUCCAGGCUGCUGGGAAACAGCUCCAGAUAGAAGCUCAAUCUCACGUGGCCAACUCAGGAUCUUCCAGUCUAAAUUAUGGAGACAUAGUGUGCACUGAUGGCUAUAAUUUAAAUUGUGAAAGGGUCUUCCAUACUGUUUGUCCAUUUUGGAAAGGAGGAACGGGUUCAGAAGAUGAGGUGCUGAAGCAAAUUAUUUUAAAUUGCCUUAAAAAGGCAGAGAACCAGAAAAUGGCUUCAAUUUCCUUCCCAGCCAUUGGCACUGGGAACCUUGGCUUCCCAAGAAAUCUGGUGUCCAGCACCCUUCUAAGUCAAAUCCAUAACUUUAGCGCCAAAGUCACACCACAGUACCUUAAGGAGGUGACUGUGAUUGUGCACCCAUCGGACAGCGAGACUGUACAGUGCUUCAUCAGGAGUUUUAGAGUGGGAAAUCAGGGUCCAGUCCCAAAAGGAGCACAUGGCAUUCAGCAGUCACCAGCCAGAAGCUCAACAGAGGCUGCCAGAUCCUCGCAGUCUGCUGGCUUCUUUGGAGCAGUGUCCACUCCAGAACUGGGAAUGCAUUCGGUACAGGUGGGGAAUCUGACCCUAGAGGUGUCAACAGGUGACAUCACCAGAGACAAAAGUGAUGCCAUCGUUAACUCCACCAAUCAGUCGUUUUCUUUGAAAGCAGGAGUCUCCAAGGCCAUUUUAGAUGGGGCUGGAUUAGCAGUGGAACUGGAGUGUGCACAAAUUGUGAAUGGACAACGCCAUCAGCCAAAGGACAUGAUAGUUACCUCAGGAGGUCAGCUCCCAUGCAGAAACAUCAUUCACAUAAUGGGACGAAAUAGCCCUGUGCACAUUAAGGACGCUGUUUACAGUGUCCUAAAGCUGUGUGAGGAAAAGAGGUUCUCGUCCGUGAGCUUCCCAGCCCUCGGCACAGGUCAGGGCGGGGCGAGUGCUUCUGCGGUCGCUGAUGCGAUGAUCGACGCCGUGGUGGACUUUGUGAAGAGGAAGAAAGGAGAGUAUCUACGAAGCGUGAAGUUCACGAUAUUCCAGACAUCCAUGCUGCCUGAGUUCCACAAGAGCAUGCUAAGGAGAGAGCAGGAGAACGUUGGGGAGGAGAACACCAUGAUGGGGUGGAUUAAAGAUAAAUUUGACUCCGUUGCAAACUUCUUUAUGAGAGACAGCGCAGAACGACCUGUAGAUGACUUUGUGAUGGUGGGUGAGGAGUUUGAGCCGGCUGUGUUCCAGCUCUGCGGCGAGAGUCUGAAGGAUGUGACCGAGGCCCGGGAUUUGAUCACCAGCCUUAUAGUGAAAGAGCAGACGAGUUCAACUAUCCAGGAUUCAUUCAUCAGCUGUUUCACCAGAGAGGACGCGGAUGCUCUGAGCGCCCUGCAGAGGGAGCUCUCGGUCAGCAUCCGUCUGGUGAAGAGCGGGCUGGAGCCGGUUAUUAGCGUGGAGGGCCUGACGCGGGACGUGGUAAAGGCGGAGGGUCAGAUCCGUGACAUGAUCCGCAAAGUAGAGAAGGCCGAAACGCGGGGACGGGAAGCCUUUCUUCUCAGCACCAUAGUAGAGUGGCAGUAUCUGAACAGCAAGAACAAACCCGUACCCUUUGACCAUCCCACUAACUAUGACCUGGAGGAGGCAUUUAAACGAAGACUACCUUGCAUUAAAGUCAAGAUCAAUAAUGAAGAGUAUGAGGCUGAUUUAGUAAAAAAAAUAGCGUUUGGAAGAAACGGAGUGAUUGAAUUGAAGAGGACCGACUAUAGGGACAAGCCCUCUGUGUCCUUGCCUCAGAGCUGGGAUGACAUGAAGGGGGACUAUUUUUUGCAAGUUCAAAUUCAGGAAGGCAAGCAGGAGUACACAGAUGUGGAGAACGAGUUCAGGAAAACCGGACUGGCCUCUAAAAUCCUUGAAAUCCAGCGGAUCCAGAACAGUACUCUGUGGAGAAACUACACCAUCCAGAAGGCCCACCUGGAUACCAAGAACAAGCACACAAACAACGAGAGACGCCUUUUCCAUGGCACUGGUCCUGACAAUAUAGACAAGAUCAGCCGUAAUGGCUUCAAUCGCAGCUACGCUGGGAUGCAUGGGGCCAUGUAUGGGAAUGGUGUAUAUUUCGCUGUGGACCCGGCGUACUCUGCCCAAGGCUACUCCAAAGCAGACACGCAGGGUCAUAAGCGCAUGUUUCUGGCCAGGGUGCUCGUGGGGGAGUACACCAAAGGGAAGAGCACCUUUCUCGCUCCACCAGCCAAGAGCAACUCUUCCAUUGACCUGUACGACAGCGUCACUGACAACCAGCAAAACCCGUCAAUGUUUGUGAUCUUUCACGACGUGCAGGCUUACCCAGAAUACCUGAUCAUAUUCCAGUAAACAUGGGGGGAAUUCCAGUUGUGGUUAAUUCUUAUCAGUGACUCUUUAUUGUGGAAUAAACAUUAGUGGACUUGAUAGAUUAAAGAACACGGACAUCUCUAUUGCUGCAGUGUAGUUGGUAGUUAUUGCUAUUAGGUAAUGAAGUACAGAUUCUUAUGGAAUACUUGCAGAUUGAAAUUGUUUGAAUUGAUUUUCAAAAUGUAUUGGUGAAGGAAAAUCUACUGAAUUCAUUUAUGUUUGUUCAUCACUUUCCCAUAAUAUUCAGAUAUGGUAAUUAAUAGUCUCAUAACUAUGCAAUACUACACAUGUCCACAAGGAGGCAGGAUGCAGCUCCUACCAUUACUCUCGGUUUUCCCAGUUUUUCAAUGUUGUCUUUUCCUUUGAUUCUCUUACUAAACUGUGAUGUGCAAAGCACUGUAAUAUUA
Electrophorus electricus (electric eel) is the source of this 6401-nucleotide messenger RNA. RefSeq names its product protein mono-ADP-ribosyltransferase PARP14. The record is from RefSeq and is a predicted model, not a curated record. Lineage: Eukaryota; Metazoa; Chordata; Actinopteri; Gymnotiformes; Gymnotidae. Gene Ontology annotation, biological process: protein poly-ADP-ribosylation; negative regulation of gene expression. Gene Ontology annotation, cellular component: nucleus; cytoplasm. Gene Ontology annotation, molecular function: nucleic acid binding; NAD+ poly-ADP-ribosyltransferase activity; transcription corepressor activity.